Messenger RNA from Cavenderia fasciculata, 4131 nucleotides. RefSeq names its product putative transmembrane protein (gene mipA). NCBI's taxonomy places the organism in Eukaryota, Evosea, Eumycetozoa, Acytosteliales, Cavenderiaceae. The transcript has 7 exons. Gene Ontology annotation, biological process: sexual reproduction. The record is from RefSeq and is a predicted model, not a curated record. The coding region runs from base 1 to 4131 and encodes 1376 amino acids.
AUGUUGGUAGAUUGUGACUAUCCCCAAGUUCCAGCGUUGACACUGACCAACUCAUCAAUCAAUGUGGUCAGUAGCCAGUUGGUAGAGAACGUCAUGUUGAGCAAUGGCGACCGGAGGCUCUGGGUCAUCACACUCAACUAUCCGAUUGGGCUAACACCUGCCGUCCCUGUGUCUCUCAAAACAACCCUUGAUCCAACUAUAGCGACUUGGGAAUUCCCAUCAUACGAUUGUCCAAACCCCAACACCCUCGUUUAUAAAGUGACUCCACUAGAGUACCUUCAAGAUGGGCUCACCACUAGAUUCGAGAUACGUAUGAUUCCCUUUUACCCCAUAGAUCCACCCGUACUUUGCAAUACUCCUUAUGUUACUAUGACAAUUUGUACAACAUUAUUAAAUUUAAAACAAGAUGGAUAUAUAGUAGCAUUGACUACACUAUAUCAGAGUAAUCUAUCUGGGUAUACAUCAACUUUCAACUUGACCUUUGGAGCAACAUCUGUCUUUUCGAUACUUAUUCCAAUCGAACCUAGGUACAAAGAAGCUACAGACGAAAUGGUGAUCAGUGGAUCAGAUACACAGUCACCCAUCUCAACGUAUGCGUUUAAAUUGGCGCAAGGCUACUUUGUACCUGUCGGUGCCAUGUUUGACAUGAAAACAUCCAAUCCAGACCAAACCUUUUUAUUGUCGAGUGCAAACCUCCCAAUCAUUGCAGUACAAGGAAACAAUCGUGAUGGUUUGAGAUACCUCUACACAAGACCCGCAAGUGAAUUGGCCUCAGGCAGUCAAAUCGUCGCCGGAUCAUAUCUUGUAAACUCAAACAGUAGUUCAACAUUCCCAUUAUUGGAUCAAUCAUCAAUAACUAUCAACCUAUUACCUCUACCAACAAAACCAAUACUUGCAAGAAUGGAUUUUAUAUUAGCUGAUAAUAUUUUCAGUCAAGUUGUUACAAUCUUCCAAUGCAGUUAUCCACUUCGAUUCAGAACUGGUAAUUCUGCAUCGGUACUGUACUUUAUUCCUGCUCCAUUUGGGUAUACUGUGACUGGCAAUGGUCAAACCAAAGAAUUCACAUUCUCUUUUAAUGGGAUUGUCUCUCUUAAUCUUCAAAUGACCAUUUACCAACAAAGCACUACUCAACAAGAUUCAGUCGUCAGUACUCGACCCAAUCCAAUUCCUGGUUCAGUCAUUACAGAUACUAUUUUACCAACAUUAUCAAAUAUUCAACUUUUAAAGGUAUCGACCACUAGUUAUAUCGUUACAUUACAACUUGGUGAUACGUUGUCUGGUGUCGAUAGUUUUCAAUACAAUAAUAUAUUAUAUUUUGGAUCGAAUACGAUUGUUGGUGGUACCAUCAAUGAUGGAACAUUUGUUUUUGAACAUACUCCUAGUUUUGCUGAUAUCAAUUCCCUAGAUUUAAUAGUGGUUGAUCGUGCCUCCAACUAUUUAUAUUCACAAUAUAAAACUUUUGGUCUUUAUGGUCAAUCAAUUCCACCUAACCCAAUUCGUGAUUCAUUUGUGACAGCAGAUAAUUUUACAAUGUUUGAAUUUAUUCCAAAUAUUGUUGAUACUUCUAAAGGUCCGGUCAACGUAUCACUUGUUUUCAACCUGACUGGUAGUCCAUUUAAUCGAUACAAUAAUUUGGACUUGGUUGUCAUGUUAUCACCUUGGUCUCCUACCAUGCCAUCAAUCUAUCGAUCAUUGAAUAUUUCUUCAAAGUCCUACUAUCAUCCAUUGGAUCAAUUGUUUAGAUGUGAUUUCACAGUCCCACAAUACACCAACAAUAUCACAUCGGCCUACUACAAUUUCGAUUAUUAUAGUGUACUAUUAUCAUCGAUUCAACCAUCACUAGUCGCUAAAUUUGGUAGCAAUGCAACUUUAACUAUUCGUUCAAAUAAUUCAAUGGAUCAUUUACCACCUUAUUUUGAAUCAAUGGUACUUCCAACAACACUGGUAGAUGGUAAAUUAGUUUAUGAAUUUACAAUUGUUGAUUAUUUGAAUGGAUUUGAUAAUGGAUCGGUUGAAAUUAAAUCAGAUGGGUCACCUCUUACGCAAGUAUUGCGAUUUGACAGAUCAUCACCCGCUUUUAUUGGUGGCAAUAUAUUUAAAUCAAAUUGGAGGUUUGAGAUACCAAUCAAUGUAUCUGAAUGUCUGACUCAAACCUAUUCAAUUGGAAAGACUGAAUUGUAUGAUACAGGAGGUUGGGCUGCCAGAUACAUGUCAUUCAAUUUCAAUUCAUUCACUAGCGGAACCUAUUUCACAAAAACUGAUUCCUAUUUUAACCCAUACUAUUAUGUAUUGGAUCAAUUAACAAAUGUUACAAUUACUUGUGAUCCAACUACAGAUGUUGAUUCACCAAGUAUUGUUUCAUUUGAAGUUUCUAGAAGUACGAUGGAUGUUGGGUCAAAUGAUAGAACUGUAUCAUUCAAUUUAUCAGUGACUGAUGGGACAUCUGGAAUUGGGUUAGAGGGAUACCCAAUCGUAUAUUUAAUGGGUAACCAAGGUGAAUGGUUGGCUGUUGAGCCAUUCGUCAAGACUCCUCCUGCUGUUGGAUCAUUGGUAGCAGUAUUUAAUUAUACAGUCACUGUUCCACAUGGAUUUGGUGUCAAUGGUAUAAUACUAUUAUCAGUGUAUGGUCUAAGAGACAAAGUACAGAAUCUUGGUGGCUAUUCAACACCGAUGUUGAAUCAAGCUGGAUUCCAAUACAAAAUCAGUACGACCUACUCUACAAAUAUCCCAACGCUGUUUAGUGUAUCCAAUCUUUACAGUUAUCCUUCAAAUCUUUCGUCAUCUGAUGAUACAUAUAUUACUAUUCGUGGAAGAGGGUUUGGAGAUGACACUCAACAAUUAGCAGUGACGGUACAACAAUCGGGUGGUUCUCAACGACCACUAGUUGUCAGCAUGGCAUAUCACAUUAUUCUAUUUGUAAAAUAUGACCCAGCAACCAUUGCACCAGGCUCAAAUGUCAGUAUUGUCGUCACAAGAUCAGGAUCGGUCAACCAACAAGAUACGAUAUCUGUCAACCCAACCAUCCUACCUCCAAGAAUACCCGAUAAAAAUACACCUGUCCCAUUUGAACCAAAACCAACACCUUGUUCACCGUCAUCUUCAUCAUCGGCACUAAAUUGUACUGGAAAUGGUCAAUGUACAUUUGACGGAUGUAUAUGCAAUAAUGGAUGGUCAGGAUUCUUUUGCGAGUCAACUGUCAUCAAUAUCGAUGAACCAACAUUCAAUCAAAUCUCACCGACUGUUGACAUUAUUGUAAAUGGUACAAGUAAUCAUACUGUCAUUAAAUCAAUUAUCUCUGUGGUCGCAAUCAGAGAGUUGACAAUAGAUGAUACUGUAUUCAUAGAGUAUCGACCAAAGAAUUGGACAUUAAAUAUUACAACCACCGAUAAUAAUAAUAGUAUUGUUAUGAAUUAUCAAACUCGGUUGCAAGACAUAUCAACCAUUGUCAACGUAACAAUCGAAUGGUUUUCAAAGGAUAGUCAAGUUGUAUUUGCCAACCAAAGUAUUAGUAUUCCAGCAACUAGUACAAAGGUGUCGAUUGGAUUAUCGGCAUAUCCAUUCUAUUCAUCGACCAAUACAUUACAAGUUGUUAUGAAGACAUCGAUCCAAGCAGAAUACGAAUCAGAAUGUUCUAGUAAAGAGUAUGGUGGAACCACCGAAGACAUGGAAUGGAUGAAAUUAGGAAUUGAUGACAAGACACUUUGGGGUCAAUUCAUUAAGCGAGGCAUUAUCGAUGGUGAUAGAAUCACAUCAAUCACAAAUGAAAUACUCUCAGAUUAUAUUGAUGACAGUACUAGUAAUAGUACAAGUAACAGUAACUCAUCAUCCAGUACAACAUUUAUUGGAUUAAAUCUUCCACAAUACUCAGUGUCAGCACAAUUGGAUCCAAACUUUGUUCAUUUGAUCGAUGUUGACAACGGUGAUAAAACUGGAUCGACUUUGGAAUCAAUUUGUAAAUCCAAAGACAAUGGAUUGACGAUGGGUCAAAUUGCUGGAAUCGUUGUAGGAUGUAUUGCUGCAGGAGCUAUUGCCAUAGCGUCUGCAAUCUACCUCGUUCAUCGUAGACGUACACUUAAAUCAAAUCUAAAGAUGCAACAAAAAUUAUCAAAGUUGAAAACACCAAAUAAUUAA